Oryzias melastigma (Indian medaka) is the source of this 1444-nucleotide messenger RNA. It is a transcript of the gene cnot8, whose product is annotated as CCR4-NOT transcription complex, subunit 8. The transcript has 7 exons. Gene Ontology annotation, molecular function: poly(A)-specific ribonuclease activity; nucleic acid binding. Bases 225 to 1082 code for a protein of 285 amino acids. Gene Ontology annotation, cellular component: P-body; CCR4-NOT core complex; CCR4-NOT complex. The record is from RefSeq and is a predicted model, not a curated record. Lineage: Eukaryota; Metazoa; Chordata; Actinopteri; Beloniformes; Adrianichthyidae.
UGUAUUUAUCUGUGGUGAAGUUCCGCUCCGGCGCAGCAGGGGUCGCUGUGCACCAACGAGGAGUCCGCUCCUAACCGGAAGUUGGUCAGUAGGAAAUGAAGGAAGCAGGAGACAGCGUUGUGUCGAGGGAAUUUUAAGUUCUUUUUUCAUUGCACGGCCCCCCUACCCGCCCCUCCCCCCUUGACGCCCUGCAGGACCGUUGGGUCUCCGAGGAACCUGCAAACAUGCCGGCCGCUCUGCAAGACUCCAGCCAGAUGAUCUGUGAGGUCUGGGCGAGCAACGUGGAGGAAGAGAUGAGGAAGAUCCGGCAAGUCAUCCAAAGCUACAACUAUGUUGCCAUGGACACAGAAUUCCCCGGCGUGGUGGUCCGGCCCAUCGGCGAGUUUCGCAGCACGGUAGAUUACCAGUACCAGCUGCUGCGGUGCAACGUGGAUCUGCUGAAGAUCAUCCAGCUCGGGCUCACGUUCAUGAACCAGGAUGGAGAUUACCCCCCCGGCACGACCACGUGGCAGUUUAACUUCAAGUUCAACCUGACUGAAGACAUGUACUCCCAGGACUCCAUAGACCUGCUCCAGAACUCGGGUCUGCAGUUCAAAAAGCAUGAAGAGGAAGGAAUCGACACGCUGUACUUCGCCGAGCUCCUCAUGACGUCGGGUCUGGUUCUGUGCGAGAACGUCAAGUGGCUCUCCUUCCACAGUGGUUACGACUUUGGCUACCUGGUGAAACUCCUGACGGACUCGCGGCUCCCGGAGGAGGAACACGAAUUCUUUCAGAUCCUGAACUUGUUUUUUCCUGCAAUUUACGAUGUGAAGUAUUUGAUGAAGAGCUGCAAAAGUCUGAAGGGGGGGCUGCAGGAAGUGGCCGACCAGCUGGAGCUGAAGAGGAUUGGUCGGCAGCAUCAGGCGGGCUCGGACUCGCUGCUCACGGGCAUGGCGUUCUUCAGGAUGAAGGAGCUGUUCUUCGAGGACAACAUCGACGACGCCAAAUACUGCGGGAGGCUGUACGGCCUCGGCUCCGGCUCCAGUCAGCCGCAGAACGGCCUCGCCGGCUCCACCGCCGAGGAGACCAACAACAAGCACUGAGCGCCCCCCAGCCCGACUGUUUUAAAGCCAACCAGCAGCUCCACCUUCGUCACUACACACCCCGGUGGGAGCCCCGCCCCUGCAGAGGCCCCGCCCCUUGCAGUCUGCAGAGGCCCCGCCCCCGGGCUGGCUCUUUCUUUUAGUCCCUUUUUACUUCCUUUCAGGCCAAACCCUUUUAAACGCCUCAUUUGCAGCAUGGGACCAGGAGGAUUCUGCGCUCUCGGCCCCCCAGCAGGAUCGGCCUAUGAACAUGUUUUAGCUCGGUCCACGCCGACGGGACCAGACUCUUCCGCUCAGCGUUUUUACAUUCUGCAUCGUUUCCAACAGUUGUACAUUAAAUUGUUUUGUAUUUUCAGUGUAAA